Staurois parvus is the source of this 369-nucleotide messenger RNA. The record is from the annotation of a GenBank genome assembly. Lineage: Eukaryota; Metazoa; Chordata; Amphibia; Anura; Ranidae.
CUUUCCCCCCCUUCCAGUCUGGACACUUUCCCCCCCUUCCAGUCCGGACACUUUCACCCCCUUCCAGUCCAGACACUUUCACCCUCUUCCAGUCCGGACACUUUCCCCCCCUUCCAGUCCGGACACUUUCCCCCCCUUCCAGUCCGGACACUUUCACCCCCCCUUCCAGUCCGGACACUUUCACCCCCUUCCAGUCCGGACACUUUCCCCCCCUUCCAGUCCGGACACUUUCCCCCCCUUCCAGUCCGGACACUUUCACCCCCUUCCAUCCGGACACUUUCCCCCCCUUCCUGUCCGGACACUUUCCCCCCAUUCCAGUCCGGACACUUCCCCCCCCCUUCCAGUCCGGACACUUUCACCCCCCCCCCU